AUGUCGGCUCGUACGAUUCGCCUAGCUCUAAGCCUCCUGGUCUUCAGUGUUCUGUUGACUUUCGUUGCUGCGGGAAGAUUGGAAGAUGUCGCCCCGCAUCGUGGUUUCAACCCUAAACUGAGGAAGAGAGGGAUUGUCGAGGAGCCAGCCUAUUUACCAAGACCCGUUGCUAAGAGAGCUGCUGCAACCAGCUCUGUCUGCACUUCGGCGCCUCCUCUAAAUCCAACUGCGCCACCAAGUUGCGGAGGAAACAACUGUGUCAAUGCCUUCAACAAGCAAUUUACCGCAAGCUUGGACAACCUCGAGGGAUUCUGCAGCUCAUGGACAUCUGGAUCAUCAGCUACGUUUUCUGCAACUGGCGCGGGAGCCUUCGCUGGCAACUGCGUUGGUACCUCAACAGCAGCUUCUCUGCAGUCGGCAGUCGCAUCCAAAGUCUCCUCCGCAUGCGAUUGUUUCCUCCCGAAGCAGACAUCAUGCCCAACGAGUCCUGGCAAUGGCUCAACUGGUGGUUACCGAUUCUUGAAUGAAGACACUAAGCCAUAUCAAGUUACCUCGAUGCCUGAGGUCGACUUCGAUAUUGGUGAGAUGUACUCUGGUAUGAUGCCAAUCAACGAGUCCGAUCCAUCCCGUUCGCUUUUCUUCGUCUUCCAGCCAACCGACGGCCCACCAGUCGACGAAGUUACUAUCUGGCUUAACGGCGGACCUGGUUGCAGUUCAUUGGAAGGAUUCUUCCAGGAAAAUGGAAGAUUUAUCUGGAGCUGGGGUCAAUACCAGCCAACCUUCAACCGUUACUCAUGGGUCAACUUGACAAACGUCCUAUGGGUCGAACAACCGAUUGGAACUGGUUUCUCAAAAGGAAAGGUCCUUGCAAAUGGCGAGGAAGAUAUCGCACGAGAAUUCGCGGAUUUCUUCAAGAACUUCCAAAAGAAAUUUGGUAUCAAGAAGUUCAAGAUUUUCGUCACUGGAGAAUCCUACGCAGGAAGAUACGUGCCUUACAUCUCUGCCGAAAUGUUGAACAGAAAUGAUACCAACUAUUUCAAUGUCUCUGGUGCCCUCGUCUACGACCCUACCAUCGGCGCAACCACAUACACUCAAGAAGAGGCUCCAGCGUACCCAUACGUUGAGUACUACAACAACAUUAUCGGAUUAAACGCAAGUUUCAUGGCGACAUUGAAGGGACUUGAUGAGUCUUGUGGAUAUGCUGCGUACAGAGAGAAAUACUACACCUUUCCGGCGGCGGGUAUUCAACCUCCUGCACCAAGUGUCUCCAACGCCUGUGACAUCAACGGUCUUGCUAGCAACGCUGCUUUCAACAUCAACCCAUGUUUCAACUCCUACGAGAUCAACACUCAAUGUCCAAUCCCAUCUGAUCCACUUGGCUUCCCAACGAACUUGGCGUACUCCUAUCCUGCCUUAACACCUCUCUACUUUGACCGAGCAGACGUGAAAGCGGCCAUGCACGCCCCAACUUCUGUGCAAUGGGAGGAAUGUUCCGGUCCAGUUUUCGUUCGACGAGACACCUCUGCCGACCCAAUCCGCAAGGUCCUUCCUCAAGUCAUCGAAGCUACGAACCGCGUUCUCGUUUCAAACGCUAACCUUGACUUCGUCAUCAUGACCCAAGGAACUCUUCUUGCCAUCCAGAACAUGACUUGGGGCGGAACCCUUGGCUUCACAUCCAAGCCCGAGACACCAAUCGUCAUCACCCUUCCUGACUUGCAAUAUCAGCAAACUUUUGUCGAUAACGGAUAUCCUUUGGGCUUCGAGGACCCACAGGGUACGAUGGGUAUUCAGCAUUAUGAGCGAGGACUCAUGUGGGCUGAGACUUUCUUGAGUGGACAUAUGCAACCGCAAUUCCAACCGAGAAGUAGUUACAGACACUUGCAGUGGCUCUUGGGUCAUAUCGAGGAGUUGUAG
Messenger RNA from Glarea lozoyensis ATCC 20868, 1914 nucleotides. Its product is annotated as alpha/beta-Hydrolase. Gene Ontology annotation, molecular function: serine-type carboxypeptidase activity. Bases 1 to 1914 code for a protein of 637 amino acids. The transcript has 6 exons. Gene Ontology annotation, biological process: proteolysis. Lineage: Eukaryota; Fungi; Ascomycota; Leotiomycetes; Helotiales; Helotiaceae. The record is from RefSeq and is a predicted model, not a curated record.